Molecule: messenger RNA, 778 nt
Organism: Hydra vulgaris (swiftwater hydra)
Lineage: Eukaryota; Metazoa; Cnidaria; Hydrozoa; Anthoathecata; Hydridae
Product: E3 ubiquitin-protein ligase RNF170
Molecular function (GO): ubiquitin protein ligase activity
Source: RefSeq, a predicted model, not a curated record
UUAUUUGAAAAGCAUAAACAAACAAAAAUAAUGAAUGAUUCUCUUAUUGAAGGGAUUAGUGACAGUGUGUUGUUUAGUUGGUUACUUUCUUCUGUCAUAGUUUUAGCUUUUCUAUUAUGGUCAAAGUUUCAUGUUAGAAAUCAAAUUAUUCAUCCUGUUCACCAAGACGCUGUUCAAGCUGUAAGAGAACAUGUGAUUCAUGGUGAAUCAAAUAGACAAUCCAGAAAUGGUGAUGAUCAAUGUCCUGUUUGUAUUGACCGCCUGCAUUUUGCAGUUGAAACAAAUUGUGGACAUGUUUUCUGUUGUGCUUGCAUGAUGGCCUAUUGGGAACAAGGUGCAUGGAUUGGUGCUAUGAACUGUCCGAUUUGUAGGCAACAGAUUAAUGUACUUCUUCCUAUGUUUACUAAUGAUGAAGCUGUUUCUAAUGAGUUUACAAUUUAUAAUAAUAAAAUUCAUAUAUAUAAUCGUCGCUUCUCAGGACAACCAAGAUCUAUAUUGGAAUACAUUUUAGAUGCACCUGUCCUUGUUCGACAUUUAUGGCGAAAUUUUUUCACUGCAUCUGGUAUUGUAUUACUUCUUCGUAUCAGAAUUAUUAUUUUUUUUUGCAUUGUGCUUUUAUACCUUUGGAUGCCAUUUGAUAUUAUACCAGAAUCUGUUGUUGGAGUAUUGGGAUUUAUUGAUGAUGUUCUUUUUACUUUAGCAAUAGUUUUAUAUGUUACUGUAUUAUUUCGACAAAGUCUUGCACAAUAAACAAAUAUAGUAAAAUUUAAUUAUAAAA